Wickerhamiella sorbophila is the source of this 6390-nucleotide messenger RNA. RefSeq names its product Protein kinase rad3. Gene Ontology annotation, molecular function: protein serine/threonine kinase activity; protein binding. The record is from RefSeq and is a predicted model, not a curated record. The transcript has a single exon. Bases 1 to 6390 code for a protein of 2129 amino acids. Gene Ontology annotation, cellular component: nucleus. Gene Ontology annotation, biological process: protein phosphorylation; telomere maintenance; DNA damage checkpoint signaling. NCBI's taxonomy places the organism in Eukaryota, Fungi, Ascomycota, Dipodascomycetes, Dipodascales, Trichomonascaceae.
AUGCUGGCGAAUCCUAGUGAUUAUUUCUCAAGUGCCAGCCGGCUGGCUGAACUCGAAUCAGAAAUCGCCAAUGUGGCUGUUUUGGACGACACCGACGCAGUUCUGAUUCUUAAAGCACUAAUUGCUCAGUACGGAAUCGACGCUACUGCCUCUACGGCGAUUUUGAGCCAAAUAUUAACUCGCAAUCCGUCUGGCUUUCUUCAUAGCACUGAAAACGUUCCUUUGCUUGAACAAAUCGAGGCUACCUUAUUUAUUCUCCCUCAAUCAUCGUCUAUUGAGGCAUUCAAGGUUUUAGCCAAUGGCUACCUUCAGAACACGGCACUGUAUCCGCUACUCGGUGGCUUUAAAGCGCGUCUUUUCGCGGCCGCCUCCAAAAAAAGCGAAGUCUGUUUACGAACUCUGUUGCUUUUACCUUUAAACAAAUUCGAGAUUUGCAAAGUUUGUGGAAUCGCCCGCGAACACCCAAUAUUUUCCCCCGCCACAGCAAGGGCUGGUCUGACAGUGGGCCCUGAAUGGUCUCAAGUAUGCUUCGAAUCGUUGCACAAAUGGUCGUAUGAAAAUAUGGACGAUAUGGAGGUCGCAAGAUUAUUACUAGAACUACUCCAGGUUUUGGUGGAUCGAAAAAUACGUCUAGAGUCCGGUGGUUUACUAAAUAAGCGUGCUCCCGAUUUUGGACGAUGUAUCUUUUCUGCCGCAGUAUAUGAUUCAUUAUCGGAGUUUCUUGAAACAGGGAACUUUCCUCGAUGUCAACUUCCUCCCCUGCUGGACGAUCUGCAGACCGAGAUCUCCAUCGCGAUUGCAUCUGCACCCUUCGAGGGUAGUAUCCAGAGCAGCAAAUUGUUUCCCGAGUUCCUGGAGACACAAAUGAUGAAGGAGAAUAUUGUCGAAAAGUUCGAGAAAUUUAGCCAUGAGGAAAUGUAUUCGAUUCUCAAACGCAUCAAUGCUCUUUUCAAAACAUCAAGCACUCCCUCAUCGUCGCAUCCUGAAUUCCCAGAUGAUUGGACCAAGAUCUUCGAAGUAGUCCUUACGACUCAAGGUCUUCUUGUUGACUCGGAUUUGAGAAUGACGGCUUGUUCGGCGUUGACAAGGGCUCUUUCAUUCUGGCAACCAACCUUCACUCUGCAACAUGACAAUGUGAUCGGAUCCUGGCUCAUUGGAUGUCUCCGAAGCUCAAAUCGCCAAUUACGUCUUCAAGCUACCAAGUGUGUAGGGUCUUUUGUUACCGCCAAGCUGCCUCAGGAAGCAAGAUUUUCCCAGUUCAGAUUCCUCAGUGGCUGGGCCCCUGAUGAACAACCAGAAACUUGUUUGCUCGUUUGGGCAGAGGCUGCAGUUUAUGGAACCGACUCGGAGCAUCUAAAUGUACUUCUGGUACGUAUGCUCAGUAUGCUGGGCUCGCAAAAACCCCUUGUUGGUGGUCUUGCCUUCCACACCUUCAAACAGGUAGCACGCCGACGUCGUGAGACGCCGUGGAAACUCUGUAUGCCAUUUUGGGAUACAAUCGCAGUUUGGAUCGUGAGAAAACUAGGUACCCAUGAAGACUCGAUGGUUUGGAAAUUUUGUGAACUAUUGGGCGUCACCUUGGAUGACUUUCUUGGGCGCACAUCACAGUACACGGUUCCAUACCUAACUUUUCGAAAGCGGAUCAGCACACUAAAACUGAUUGCUUCAGCAAAAUCUCAAUCGCUGUCCACAUUGCUUUGGGAACACCAGAUACCAAUCACAGCAACAUUUCUUACGACGGAUACCACUGAGGACCCUGACCAGUUCACCGAGCGACGAUGGCAUGAGCUUGGCCAAGGGUUCACCUCUGAGGUCGUCCGCAAUAUGCUACAGCAGUCUCAUGCAGAGAUGUUCUUGCUUUUGCUGAUGAAGGCACCAGAAAAAAAUGAUCCUAAAGCUAAUGUGAAGGAGGAGCGACUUCUUCGCGUUCUCAGCAUGUUAACAGGAAGAGAAAGUAAUGACCCGUUGACAUCAGCUAUCAUAAACAAAGUGAUACACCGAUUCAGCGGCACGAUGCAUAAUAUGUAUGGACCGACAUCUUUAAAAAACCGACAAGAGUGUUUGCGGGGUUUGGAUUUUCUCAUUAGGCACUCUGGUGGCAAGUUUCUUUCCAUGAUCAUUCCCAUCAACACACUGGUACUCUCUGCACUUGAAGUCACAAGCCAGUCCCAACAGCUUGCGCUCUCAGUAUGGCACACCAUGAUCGGUUGUAUGGAGGAUUGCACAAGAGUGAUCGAUCUGGUCUACUCUGUGAUCUCUCAAAUGUGGGGGUCUUUCGAUCAAGAUGCCCGUAAAGAAGCACAGGACAUUUUGGUCAUGAUACAAAAUAAUCCGCACACACAAGAGUAUGGCAGAGAGCAUGGAGUACCACUUGUGCCCAGCUUGAGCCCCAGACGGCUGUUUGAUGACAAUAAGCACGAAACUACAAUACUAAAAGAGCUAGUUGCUCGAACUGAGAAGGAAAAUGUUUACGUUGUUCGCCAGGCUGUUCAAGAGAUUGCUGAAUUUGUUCACCAAAAUCAAAAUCAGUUGCAUAUGAGCCUACACUAUCCCCAGGGUAUUGAGCGGAUUCAAACUGCGAUUAGAGCUUUAUUCGAUCUUUCGCGUCGUUUUCCAGAUCCCCAAAUGAAUAUAUCGACACCUUGCAUCCAAGCGUUGUGCUUUUUAGGGGCGCUCGACCCGAAUAUGGUUGAUAUCCAACGAAUUGACAGAGUCCCUGUUGUCGUCUCAAACUUCGAUGAAUCUCAAGAGUGUCGAGAGUUUGCAGCUUACUUUGCAGCAAACUACUUGUUCAAGAUGGCAGAAGCUUCUAUGAACCCAAUAGAGCAAAAUUUUUUGCUUUAUGGUAUUCAAGAUACUUUGAAGUUUUGCGAACUGGUAGCCGAAGACAUCGAUACGCCAGCAUUUAAAGCCACAUGGGACAAACUUUUUGGACCGGGCCUCUACGAACAGCUAACCCCGUUCCUGUAUACGCGCUACUCAUCACCUCCAGUGAAGUUAUCUCGAGUUACAUAUCCAGUGUUCAACGAAAGGAUCGAGUAUCAAAACUGGGUCGGCAAACUGUGCUACGAUUUGAUGUGCCGCACCCAUGGUGUGAAUGUUGACGAGCUUUUCGGGCUUUAUCGCCGUAUUUUUGUUGAGCAGGUGAAUACAAAUCCAACAGUAUUCGAGUUUUUGCUCCCAUAUGUGGCGUUACAUGCCAUCAUGUACAGCCAGGAGAAUCUCGAGCUGUUCAUGCUGGAAAUAAAGCAAGUGAUGUGGAAACCUAGCACUGAGCUUGAUAACGUCUCACAGUUCCACGAACGUAUUUUCGCUGUGUUGGAUUAUUUUGCCAGAUGGAAACAAGCAAAACGCCAACAGAGUAAUCUUUCGGCCUCUGACCAACGAGCGAUUAGCACACUCAGCCAGCUUGAAAAUCAGAUUUCAUUAGAACAGCUCGCUAGUCGUGCUAAUGAGUGCAAAUCAUAUCCAAGAGAGCUCCGUUAUCUCGACCAGCUAACCAGACAGAAUGGAGAAGACAAGCAAUCUGACUAUUACGAAAAGAUGCGAACCAUAUACAAAAACCUGGGCGAUUCGGAUGCUUUGGAGGGAAUGGCAGCUCUCAAAUCAGAAAUUUCUUUCGAUGAGCAAAUCGAGCUUUACGAAAGUAAAGGGGACUGGUCCGCAGCCCUUGCUUGUUAUGAUGCAAUGCCUCAGCCGAGCAAUGAACUCCCUCGAUUGAGAUGUUUGCAUAAUGUUGGAAAAGACAGAGAAAUUAUAGCAUUGCUUGAUGAUCAGGAUAGGUACACACCAGAUCUUGCGGCUUUAGGUGUUGCUGCCUCACUCCGAAUUAUGGAGGUUCGCAGUUUAUCAAAGUAUGUGAAUGAAUGCGCUGGCGACUCCGACAUUCUUGAGGCAUACUUUGGAAAAUGUUUGAUCGCGUUGUCCAACAAAGAAUUUGAUCUUUGUAUGAGAUACCUCGAGGCUGGAAUCAAGGCAGCGGGUGCCCGUUUGAAUGGAACAGAAAUCACAUCGUUGGCUAAAAUUCGCUCGACUUCUUUGUAUCUUCAUGCUGCUGCUGAUAUCUCACAAGUUGCAGCUUGGAUGCGAAAUGAUACCAUGCCCUCAAUUCGUGAAGUCAAUGAGUUUAACGAUCAGCGACUGCUACCUUUGGGCGACGAUAUGGAUGCACGCAAGUACGUUCUAUCGAUUCGGAGGGCGGCAUAUUUAUUUGCGGGGUUCCCAAGAUCUCAGAUCAAUCGUAUUGAUUUAGAGAUUGCCAAGGACUACCGAAAGCGUGACCAAGUUAAUAUGGCAUUGACGAGCAUUUGGCAGGCCCAACACAAUAUCGCCGAGGUGCCUAAAGCUUGGACAAAAGAGAUGGCUAAACUGUUGUGGCAACAAGGCGAACGACAGCGUGCCAUUUCACUUCUAGAGACGCGGAUCGACGUGAGCUUUUUGCGGAAACAGCCUUCUUUCUCACCAAUGCGUAAAACUGAAGACCUUAAAUUGGCUUUGCUUUAUACAACUUGGUUAGACCAAAGUGGUCAGGUCGUGGCAAAAUCGCUAUACACCAAAUAUGUGGCUAUCUUGAAAGAAAACCCUGGCUGGGAAAAGGCUAUUUACCGCUUUUAUAAGUACUACGAUCGAAUCUAUCAAUCUCAAUUCGAACUUCCGGAGUCAGUACGGUCGAAAGAUUUUUGGACAGGAAACUGGACCAGACAAAUGGUGCAACUUUGUUCAAAGACACUCAUCGCGGGUUCAAAGUACUUUAGUGAGAUUUUGCCCAAACUCUUGACGUUAUGGCUCGAUUUUGCUGAUAAUAUUCCGCUUUCAACUACUGCAUUUGAUAGCCGAGUGCUGAAAGAGUACAAUCUGGAACGUCAACGAAACUUCAAAUCUAUCAGCAGUUACAUCUCAAAGCGCGCGCUAGAAAUUGAUCCCCACAUACUUUAUCAUGGUGUACCCCAGUUAAUGAGUCGAAUCACUACAGCCGAGAGCGCCACAUUCAAAAUAAUGAAACUUCUUAUCGUCCAGGUGAUCCAAGCAUUCCCAGAACAUGCACUUUGGAUGAUUGCAGAAGCUACGCAAUCCACAUCUACGAAUCGAAAACAACGCGGCGAUGAUAUUGUCAAGACUCUAAUCAGUGAAACAGGCCGAACGCGUCAAAUUAUCCCACAAGCUCUAAUGACGAUUUCUAAACUGAAAGACUUGGCACUAUAUCAAAAAGGCAACGGAAAGCAAAGGUUGCCUCCAGUCCUUCAGCUCUCACAAAUCGAGUUUGAUACGAGUUGGCUUCCUAGCCCUCUUGUCGUGCCUGUCCACAGAAUAUUGUCGUGUGAUGCUUUGUACACACAACGUAUUGCGAAAAUCCGCGGUAAUGCACAUCUAAAACUUCUGCGAUUUUCUGGCACGGUAGUUAUGUACAAGGUCGAGAACGAAGUUGCAGUUCAACCAUCUCUUCAGCAGCCCAAGCGUAUCACGGUUUGGGGAAGCGACGGACAGCGAUAUCAUCUUCUUUGUAAAGGUCGGGAUGAUGUUCGUAAAGACGCUCGUUUGAUUGAACUGUCUGUUACUGUUAAUCGCUUGCUUGAUAGUGACCGCGAGGCUGCGGAACGCCAUUUGCGUAUUGAGCCCUAUCGUGUCAUCCCCUUAUCCGCGGAUUCUGGCAUCAUUGAAUGGGUUACGGGUGCUGUCCCUCAGAGAACUAUCAUCGAAGGUAAUCUGAGGGCAAGAGGCAUCAAGCUCGACAUGAAACAAGUUGGGUCGCUGUUGUCGCAUAAUCUCAGUCCAGAGGCGAGGCUUAACAACUUUUUGAGUCUACAACAAAAAUACCCUCCUGUUUUAUAUGAAUGGUUUCUGUAUACAUUCUCGGACCCCGAAUCGUGGAUCAAAGCUCGUACAUUGUAUUCACGGAGUUCGGCUGUCAUGAGUAUGGUAGGCUAUAUUCUUGGACUUGGUGAUAGACACAACGAGAACUUGCUUAUUUUGCAAAGUACAGGUGGACAGAUGCACGUCGAUUUUGAGUGCUUGUUCGACAAGGCCCUGUCUCUCACGGUACCUGAGCGUGUGCCUUUUCGUUUGACACGCAACAUGGUUGACGCUUUUGGUGUGUAUGGCUAUGAGGGUCCUUUCCGUAGGACGUCAGAAGUCACGCUUGGAAUUCUUCGUUCCCAUGAAGAGUUGGUAAUGACGGUGCUUCAAACAUUCUUAUACGACCCUGUUGUUAUGCGAGAUGAGGAGGGUGGUCCCAAGAAUACUCUUGCUACCGUUCGCGAUAAACUACGGGGUAUUCGAUCGAAUGAUUCACCUGGUCUGUCUGUUGCUGGUCAUGUUGAUAGCCUUAUACAACAAGCAGUAUCACCGGAAAACCUAUCAUUGAUGUACUGCGGCUGGGCAGCGUUUUUGUAG